Dermacentor andersoni is the source of this 1555-nucleotide messenger RNA. RefSeq lists its product as uncharacterized. NCBI's taxonomy places the organism in Eukaryota, Metazoa, Arthropoda, Arachnida, Ixodida, Ixodidae. The record is from RefSeq and is a predicted model, not a curated record.
AUGGCGCAUUCGAAGCUUAAAGGUCGUUCCAUCAAGUUCAACAUCGACAUCCUCGGCAAGAAGGACGAAAAUGAGUCCUAUAGCUCUAAGAAGGGCACAGAGCUGCCACUACUGCAGGCCGACUCUCCUGCGAACUGGAAAGCAAAAGUGGAGAUUGGAGAGGACACAGAGCAGGAAAUGUCAUCUUGGGAAGCAGCGGACAAAAGAGCAUUUAGGCUGGGUGCCAGAAAGUUUUAUAUCAAGUGCACAGAGUACCUUGUGUCACGACUGCCAUUCGGCAAUUUAUUGCUGAAGAGUCUACGCUUCCUUAAGCCAGAGUCCGUGGAAAAGGAAUCCUCAUCCAGUGACCUCAGGCAACUAGCUUCAGGGCUUCCACAGGUUAUACAGCCGCGCGACAUCUCUGCCUUGAUGGACGAGUACAACCUCCUCCGGCUGCAGCACAUUGAAUCAAAUGCAUCCACUUCUGUCGAAAAGUACUGGCAGAACAUUUUUGAUAAGAAGAAGCCUGACAAUGGAGCCAAUUCAUUCGCCGUGGACACGGUCAUCGCCAUAGCUUCAGUGAUCUCGGCGGAGAGCAGAGAGAGCUGCCGCGCCGUGCCUCCGAACAUCCUCCAAAGUUCGGCAGAUGAGAAAAACCCGAGCUUGGCCAAGCUCUGGUAUCUGUUGAAAAGGAACGCCACUAACAAACAGACCACAACGCUGGGACUUUCCUUUGAGAUGGGCACGCUGAUGUACGAGCUGACCAGCGACCACAACGACCUGGCUAGCGCCGUCAACGCUAAAUGCAACGGAACUUCCCUGACAAGCAGGGAAGCGCUCUGCGGAGCGGCGAAGGUCGUCGACACAGCCAAGCAAAAGUUGGCCGCACCGUACCUCACGUACGGUGGAUUCCCGACUGCCGGUAACAACAGGAGAGUCGUCUUCACGGACUACCUGCACACUGCCACUGAAAGGUUCUUGAACGUCAGUGGUGGAACUGGCAGCAACGACCUUCGUAGUCGAGUGGCCUGGAUGUUGUUCAACGUGCACCUGGCAGACACGGGAAAGAUAUGCGGCGGUAUCCCGCCUUUCGAGCUCGAAAAUGAUUUCUGCAAGGUAUUUCUUCCGUCAGGCCAGGGAUGCUGAAACAACGCAGGUGAUCUGAAAGGAGGAAGAUAAAACUGCAAUAAAAAUCAAUUUCUGCGCUUUAUUGUGGCGUGACUCAUUGGCUUUUAACGCGAUAGUGUUAAGGUCCCCGUGUUCGAAAUUUGGUACGAAAGCCCGUGCUGAUGGUCCCAAAAUUCUUCAAAAGCUCUGAUUCAAUGUGAUGCGAGUGACGUUUCCCCGGAGCUAGGGAGUGUCCCACAUAUACUCCUGAAACCACCGCGCCCUGAACCGUUGAAGAUGCGCGGCCAGCCGUUCUAACGUCGCGAAUCCCAGAGGCAACACUUCGAGGACUGUGAACCCCGGCAGUCCUGCGUGCCGUGCUGUUUACGGCCACUUUCUGCUGGCACAAGCUGGAUGCCACAGUUUCCGCGCCGUGCCUCCGCCGGCACCGUAACGCUUGAAGCUUGGA